Cataglyphis hispanica is the source of this 6397-nucleotide messenger RNA. It is a transcript of the gene simj, whose product is annotated as transcriptional repressor p66-alpha. Gene Ontology annotation, cellular component: NuRD complex. Bases 739 to 2646 code for a protein of 635 amino acids. Lineage: Eukaryota; Metazoa; Arthropoda; Insecta; Hymenoptera; Formicidae. Gene Ontology annotation, biological process: negative regulation of transcription by RNA polymerase II. The record is from RefSeq and is a predicted model, not a curated record. The transcript has 9 exons.
UUUCCCUCGCCACGGGAACUCGGUCGCCGUCUCCGUGUAUCGUUACUCGCGCGUGGAGUUGGAGACGUUCCUCUUCUCUCUCUCUCUCUCGUGAAAAAUCGUCGUGUGCGUGGCGUGCGUGCGUGGCGUGCGAUUCGAUGAUAACAAGGGGAGUCUGACAUGUGUCGGAGCGUCGCGUGCGAUCGCGUACGCUGCACCGAUAUAUAACACAUAGACGAAAAGAGACCGACGACGACACUCAUCGUCAAAGGGCGGGCAAACGGCCGGAUCCAGGGUCAAGCGAUGUGUACAGUGACCGCGGGGUGCACGAUGCACGCGCGGCGCAUCGUCGUAGAGUGAGCGACAGUGUGAGUAGAGUAUUCACGAUCGACAUCGGAGAGCGUGCUUCCUUUUGCCGAGUGACCGGAAGACAGUGCGCGCAUUCCUCAAAGUGACGUAUAUACAUACAAAGCGGCGAGGGGAAAAAAAAAGCGACGAACGCCGGCAGCGCGCGCGCGCUUCUCGUUUUUCGCUCCGCGUCCGCAUGAAUAAUAUUCGGUCCAUAGUUUUGUGUGUAUGUGUGUGUAUCGCGAGAAAGGGAUAGGACGUCCCUUCGUAAAGGAAGACAGCCGCGGCAGAAAAUUGGACAGGAUCUCUCGACUCGUCAAUCCGCAUGUCGGCUGAACCACGCGAAUUCGGAUCAACCCCGAAGAUCAUCUUUAUAGAGUGACCCCACGGUCGGAAAGAACGAUCGAGGCCAUGGAUGUGGACGGAGAUUCGGUGGUGGAUUUAAGCAUCAGCAGUGGUGGCAGGCGCAAUUCCCCGUCCCUUUCAGUAAAUUCUGGAGAUAUCCCAUUAGACCUGGGGAUCCAUCUUCAUGCUUCUCCUAGUCCUCCAGAGAAUGAUAUGUUAGAGGCUCGUAAUAUACAAAAUGCGACACGAGGUAUUUUGGCGCCUAAACGAUCGCAUGGGGACGAACGCAAGCCACGUCGUAAUCUUAGACCUAGAAUCGAGAGGAGCUAUGCUGAAAGUCCCGAUGAACCUAGAAUGAAUGGAUAUUUAAAUGGAAAUGCAUCAGACAGUGAUGAAGGUGAGAUGCCUCCAUUACUGCCAAUCAAGGAAUUGUCAUCCGAUGAGCUGGCUGAACGUGAAAGAGUACUGAGGAAGUGCAAAGAAGAACUUAAAACGGAAGAGAUGAAAUUGGUACUUCUAAAGAAACUACGUCAAUCGCAACAGCUCAAGGAGAAUAUUGCGGCAGUGCCAAAGAUUCCCAGCAAAUUACCACCGCCAAUAUCAGUGCAGCAAGUGCCCCACAGAGGGGGAAAAGCACCACCACCUUUGCUCAGAGGUCAACCUGCCCCAAGCAGAAGUAGCAGUUUACAUGCUCCACCACCUGGCAUGGUACUUCCUCCUACUGCUGGUCGAAAUGCCAUUCCAAAUGCAGGAAUGCCUCCAAAUAUGGUGAUACCGCAACCUCCUCAUCCUAGAGUGAGACCGCCCUCUAAUGUAGCGGCUGCAACUGUGUCAAGUUAUCAUGCACCAACGGAUAGAACAGAAAGGUCCACGAAAGAUCCAACUCCUGCCCCUGCGCAUCAAGUAAGUAAGCUGCUUGCUGGAUCGCAAGAAAAUAAAACCACCACAUCCUUAAGCACACCUGUGAAUUCAGAACAGGAGAGAACAACGCGGGACGAGACACCUGCUCAACGUCAAGCAGCCGCCAAGAUGGCUUUAAGAAAGCAGCUCGAGAAAACUUUGUUACAAAUACCGCCGCCGAAGCCACCGCCUCCGGAGAUGCAUUUUGUACCAAAUCCCUCUAAUACGGAAUUCAUAUACUUGGUCGGCUUGGAACAUGUAGUCGACUUUAUAACGAAGGAACCGGCCAUACCGCCACCUCCCGAACCCUUCGAAUGUUCGCAAUGCAAAACAGAUUUCACGCCCGUGUGGAAAUGGGAGAAACCUAUGCCCGGCGGUAAGAAAGACAGUCCUAGAGGGCAACAUGCAACUUUCCAACGGCCCUCAGCAGGUCGCGAUCCGAGGGUAAUAUGUGAACAUUGCGUGACCACUAACGUGAAGAAAGCAUUGAAAGCAGAGCACACUAAUCGAUUAAAAACUGCUUUCGUGAAAGCGCUACAACAAGAGCAAGAAAUAGAGCAAAGAUUAGCACAGGCGGCAUGUCCGAGUCCAGAUCCUCCGGCUCCGAAACCAGUUCCUAAGGCAGCUACUCCUACGAGAAGAGUGGCCACGCCGCCUGCACCGCCGCCGCAAGUACCACCGGCGCCCACGUUAACCCCGACACCUCCAGCGCCAAAGUUACAAGAACAUCCCUUGGUGAAACUGGCCGAGAGUGGGAAAUUCAAUCCGCAUCACGCAGCUGCCGCGGCAGCCUUGCAACAACAAUUGCUCAGAGAAUUGGCAAAGAAUCCAGUGCCGGCUAUGACGCCACAUCAACCGCUCCCCGCUCACAUGAUGCCACAUUUUACCUCUAUUUUGUACCCCUAUCAAUUAGCAAUGGCGCAGGCUGCGGGCGGCAAAGGUCUCGCGGAGUUACAACGACAGGCGGCGGAUCUCCAACGCCAGUAUCUUCUCGAUAUGAUUCCGUCGCAAACAUCCCAAGCGCAAGGUAAUCAAGCACCACCGAGAGCUCAUCCGCACAACUGGAAAACGUAACCGGACGCAUCUAAGAGAUGAUGUAACGGUAAAUACAAAUAAAUGAAACAUUAGUGAACGUGUGUGUAAUGGUGGACUAAGGUGAAAACUAAGCGAGAUCCAGUAAAGUGCGCGAUUGGCCAUAAAUCCGUGCGUCUGGAAUGGUUAUGCUGUGUACCAAUCGCAGCGCUAAUGUCUCGGUUAAGGUAAAGCUCAACUUGAUACAUUGAAGAAAUAAGAGACAUUCGUUAGUAUUGUAUAAAUAAUAAUAACCGUUGUGAAUAUGUCAAUUGACGUGUAAGUUUAUUGUUAUUCUUCCUCAAGGGUUAAGGUUUUAUUUCUGUCACCGAAACGUGCGUAACGUACGUGCGAAUUCAGAAUCAUGGCGACGUCGUUAUUUAGUGCAGACCAACACUAGAACUUUCUACGAUUGAGAUUAUCGUUUCAAUUUUUUCUUUUCAUCUGAUCUUUUUUUGAGGCAUACGCAUAACAUUAUUAAUUUUCGUUAACGUUAAUUAAUUCAACAACAGAUGAAUAUAAUAAAUGGUUUAAAUAUGUCGAAGAGCAUAUAUAAUAUAUUAAAUGCGAUUGCUUGGAUUAUAAAUAACAUAGAUUUGUCUGACUAGGCGUUUUGCGCGAGCGCCAUCCCUCGCUUGCGCUCGAUCAUAUUGCACCAUGUUCAUUCUUUUAUCCGCGUUCUUCUUUCUUGCAUUAUUUACAAAAACAGCUUUUAUAAUUAAUGCAAGAGAAAUUAUUAUUAGUGAAAUAAUAUUCUUUUGUGCAAUUUAAACUAUUACUCUCACAUUUUACGCAUUUUUUCUUUAUUCCGUCGUCUUUAUUGUACGAAAUAAGUAACACGUGAUAUGAAAGUAUUCGUUCGCUCGCGUGACGUCAUCAGUUAGACAGCUCUUUGUUAUAUACAAUAUAAUAUAAAGAACCAAAUAGAUAUUUGCAAGGCACUAAAUAAACCGAUGAUAAGUAUAAAACAAGUCGAAUGGUUAAGAAUAAAUAAAGGAUAAUUGCGGAGAAUGUAACGUGAGAUGACGGUAAACUGAUGGAAAGGAUCUUUUUAGGCCCUUAGAUAGUUAAGACGAUCUUUUUGCCGCUGGUUUCAAGGAGCUUUUGCGAGCCAUCGGCAGUACCUGUACUAUGUGUAUAUCUCAUUAUUUUCUUCAAAUUGUAUUUUUAAGGCGAGUUUAAUGCAAAAUAAGGCUGUAGCUGUACACGAGAAUACGAAAAAAAGGGGUUGUUUUUUUUUUUUUUGUAAGAAAGCGCGUGUGAAUAAGUCGGCAUAUGUAAAAUGUAUAGCAAUUUUUCUCUCCUCUCUCACGAUACAUACGGCAGAAUAUGUAUCGGCGAAUUUCUAAUGGAAAAUAACACGAGUGUCAUUCGCGCACAAAUACAAUUUUUUUUCCAUGAAUGUUAAAAAUUGAGCCCGUGUCCCAGUAUGCGCGAGGCGUAACGCGAUUUAACUUAGAUUAUUUUUAGACGCUGAAAACGAGACUCGCGUACAUAUAGAGUGUAAAUGAAGAUAAUUCUCGAGUUGAUCGGCGCGAAAUUGAUUUCAUGUCACACAUUCGGGUAAAAGGUAUUUAAAGAAGAGGAGAGAUCUUAAUGAGUAAACGAAGUUUUUUUCUUUUUUUCUUGCGAAUCGUUCCAACACGGCGACCGCCGGAUUUUUAUGACGUCCUAUACUCAAGUCUGCACUUGAAAUGAGUUAAAAGUAUAUCCGGCACACUUUUGUCCCAGUAAUAAACGAUUAAUUACCAGUCUGCCCUUUCCCUUUCCUCUACCACUAAUAGUCUGAUUUUAUUGAUUCUGAACUAACUGAUCUUGGUCAUACACACUUCCGAAUCAAUUAAAUAUAUAGUACUAUAGUCUUGAUAUUUCUUGGGAUAUAUGAUACACAACUUAAUAAACUAAAAUAGCGCAUAAUCAUCUCUCUUUGUACUAACGUGAUAGAUUUUGAACUCGUACUUGAUAUACAUGUACACCAUAAUAAGUCUACGAUCGCAUAAUAGAUCAAGAUCUGUGUUUUUUGUGUAAGAGAAAACGUAAUAAUAUGUCGUCAACUAUUAUGUAUCGUCAUCGGGGCACUACCGUCGUCGUCGUUGUCGUCGUUAUUCUAAGGUGAAAUCCGGGAGCGAAAUAAAAAAAUAUGACACAUUUAAAAAGAAGGGAAGCUUGAAUGUACUUCCCUGAGCAAUAUUGUGUAUAAUUUUGAUAAUUGAACAAUUUAUUUGAAAGCCGUCUUAAGUAUAAAAGGAAAAAUUAAAAAUUUAAACAAAACAGAAAUUUAACAGAAAUUAUAUGUGUCUAUUUAGAAGGAGAGGAGGUAUUCUAGCAAAAUUUUCACAGUUUAAUUUUAUAUACUAAUUCUUGAAUUCUUUUUAUAUUACUUUUAAAGAAAAUAGAAGUUGUUUUCAUAAAAAAAUAUAUUGAUACAUGCAGUUUUUAAUCAAUUUCAUCGCUGAAUCGAUUAUAGUUUUUAAAAUCACUUGUAAUUUUUCAAAUUUCUUAAGAUUUGAUCUUUUUUUGACCAAUGUUGGACAAGAAGUCUAGUUUUGUGAAUAACAAAUACUGAUUUUUAUAUAUAUUGGCGAAUAUAUAAAAAUAUAUAAAAUACGCGUUGAUACAUUUUCUGUGAAAAUAUGUAUUUGCAAUGUUAUAACAUAUGUAAAAUAUACAUUUACAAAUACAUAUAUGAAUUCGUUAUUUAUUAUUCGGUAAAAUACAUUUUGCUCAUUGAUUUGACAUUUUGCGCUUGAUUUUAUUUCUUCUUUUAAAGCUUAUAUGUGUUCUAAAAUUUGAAAUAAAUAAUUUCGCAUAUAAAUGUUAACAAUUUCGCGCAAAAUCAUUGUCAAAUCAUCAAUCACAAUUUAAUAUUCAAAAUUUAUAAAUGUUGUCAAUUUUUAAAUUCAAAAAUUUAAAAUCAAGUUUUUGUGAAAUUUUCAGCAAGAUUUUUUCUUAAGACGGUUUGAAAAUAAGCUCUUCAAUUCCAUAAUUGCUUACGAUAUAUCUUGAGUGAAACACGAAAUACUCGAUAUUGUGCGUUAAACUUGAAUUUAAAUCUGUUCUCCGUAUAACGUGAAUAUUACGAGCUUUUUCUAUAAAAUUCUCUCUAACGACGCGAAGAUAUGCCUGAUGUGUGGCUCUUGAAAUUAUGCUGUUUCAAUGGAAAACAGAAUCAUUGUCAUCAAAUCAUCAUCAUCAUCUUAUUCGGCAAUCAGAAAUCGCGUCUCGUUUCGUUAACGAAAAAAAAGAUAUAUAUUUUCUUCUAUUCUUCUUUUCUAGUCUUGUCUUUGACCUCUGUGUGGUGCUGUUAUAACAAAGUAAUUUAACACAAUUAAACACUUUUCAAGAGUGCGAGAGAAUUUUAUAUUCUUAAAAAAAAACAAAUCUUUCGCUGCACGACGGAAACGAGGGAUUGCGAAUAUUUAGCAGAACUGAAAUUCUUUAAGUGUUUUGCAAAAACUGGAAAAAAAUAAGAGUGUUAAAUCUUUGGCCGCACAUUUUUACGGGGACACAAAUUUUUAUGUUUAUUAUGACAUUAUUAUAUUAAAUCAUCAAAGACUGCGCACAUAUUUUUAUUUUGUCAAAGAAAAAUUGUUGCGGAAUUUGUAUACACCUCAGAGAUCUUGGAACGUCUGUCUGAAUGAGAAGCUGUGUCCUCAUGAUUUAUAGAAUUAGUGGAUAAAAUAAAUAACGGAUUACCGAAUAUUCUCUCUCUGGAAACUAUAACGAAUAAAGCUUACCAAUGAUUAUAUUAAAA